AUGAGUUUCAGACCAAUAAAACCAUUGCCCAGACGCACUGUGCGCGUUUUUGGCCAGACUCACAAUCCCAGCAGAGUUGUGGGUUUCCUUGAGGCCGAGAUUGAGGCGAAAGAGCAAGCAAAAGAGCAGGGCCAGGUGAACAAAGAACAAACUGCCUCUCUGUCGUCCUACGCGGACGUAGUGAUGCCCGAUGGUUCUACUACGGGGGAUCAAUCAAACGAACAAGCAACUGCAUCUCUGUUGUCAUGCCCCGACGUAGUGAUGCCGGAUGCUCGCACUACGGUGGUGCACUUGUCGGAUUUUGGAGAAGACAACUCCGCUCGUGAGGCGCGUCUCACUCCAAUUUCACCAACACCUUGUUUCCCAAAUAUUCCAAAACCUCAAGGUCAACUCGCCGAAAACCUCCUACAACAACAACCACUUCCCGAGGUGAAUGGAGCAGCAGACAUGGCGUUCAGCUUCGGGACUUCGACGUCCAAGCCUACGCUCAAUUUGGGCGGCAUGAACACCACCGAGCCAGCGAAUCCUGGUAACUCGCUAUUUGGCCAGCCUGCUUCUCAACCCGCGGCAGCCAGCUCCUCCACCAACACCGCAGGCGCAUUCUCCCAGCCUCAAAUCGAUCUCGCCCACAUGCGCUCCACCACCAAGUUCGAACAAUCGACCCCUGAACUUCAGGCCGAAAUGGAAGCGGUCGAUAACAUGAUCUACACCCAGUGUAAACUCGCUCAAGAAGUUUCAGAUCUCCUCCCCACUGUCAUCGCCGCCGGCGAAAUGAUCGGCAACGGCGUCGACUUUGUUAGCCAGAAGCUCGAGGAACUCGAAACGGGCCUUGGCAAUGAUGCAGAAGCCAUCGUAGCCGCGCGCGACGGAGACGUGAAACAGACCGAACUCGAAGCCAAAACUGUCUUUCGUGCAGUCGACCGCCUCAAGAUGCCACGCCAAUACCAAGCCAGCCACACAUCGAACGAGAGCUUCGGCCAAGCCAACGCUAAUGGCGUUUAUGGCGGCGCAGGACUCAGCGGAUGGUGGAACAACCCACAAACUCUACGAGGCAGCGUCCGCGGUGGAACUGCGCAGGGCAACACGAUCCAACUCCCAGGCGAAGAUGCAGAGGAAGUCCAAGGACCCAAGAGUCUCAUCGAAUUGUUCAGAAUGCGCGCCAACGGCAUGGAAGAGGAGAUGCGUGAGAAACGCCGACUGCUCAGCGAGAUCGAAGCGUAUGUCAAGGGCUUGGAAGGCAAAGUGGUUAGCAAAGAACGCGAGGUGAACCAGCGACUUGCAUACGGCGAUCGUGACGGCACUGCCUUGAGCGAGAAAGAACAUCAGAUGCAGCUCUUGCGCUACGUCUUUGGAGAAGUUCAACGCAACCUGUACGACGUCGCGGACAAGGUCGGCGCUGCCAGAGACCAAUUGGCGGAAUUAACCCGAGCUGAUCCAUGAAACGGAGAAGGUCCAGGCUGCCGCUAACUAACGGUCACAACUACGCCUGAAGACACUUGAACCUGUAUGAAUAUGGAGCAAUGUUGAGCGAACUACCAGCUGUGACUGGCUUCCUGGAUACCCCUGGGCUCUAUUGAGAAGAGCGUCUUGGACGAAACAUCAGGAAGAGCGCAGCAUACCUGAGGCAUCAAACCUGGCUUGACCUCAGAUCAGGUACGCCCAGGGCUCAGACAAAAUCUGUACGAAUAAUGAGAACCACGAAAGGACAGGAACAGGGAGAGAAGAAAAGAAGCACAUAGCUAGGUGCAUAGUGACUCAUAAUGGACCAUCUUGGUCUCUUCAGAUUGACA
Molecule: messenger RNA, 1790 nt
Organism: Exophiala xenobiotica
Lineage: Eukaryota; Fungi; Ascomycota; Eurotiomycetes; Chaetothyriales; Herpotrichiellaceae
Exons: 2
Coding region: 1-1440 (479 amino acids)
Biological process (GO): nucleocytoplasmic transport
Cellular component (GO): nuclear pore
Molecular function (GO): structural constituent of nuclear pore
Source: RefSeq, a predicted model, not a curated record